AUGUCGUAUACUACCAGUCCCCAAGGAAAUAGUAUUGGCAGCCGGCCCAGCUGGCAAGACCAACUCCAGGAUCAUUGUACACGUACUAAGCUGUCUGCUCCUGUCUUCAACAUUGUCUCCGAUCGGCGAGGAGGUCGUACCGCCUGGUCUAGCACCGUCACCGUCCAGGGCCAGAACAUCGCCGCUCGUUACUGGUAUGACGGUCAGUUUAUCAACAAUGCCAAAGAGGACGCCGCCGAGGUUGCCCUUAAGACCCUGAACCAGCAGCCCCGAGCUGCUACUGUCUACCAGGGUCAGCUGUUCCCGCAGGCAACGUCGUCCGGCUAUGGUCGCGGAGCUGGCGGGUUCUGA
Molecule: messenger RNA, 351 nt
Organism: Penicillium expansum
Lineage: Eukaryota; Fungi; Ascomycota; Eurotiomycetes; Eurotiales; Aspergillaceae
Exons: 3
Coding region: 1-351 (116 amino acids)
Source: RefSeq, a predicted model, not a curated record